ACGUGCCUCCAGCUCUCUCUUUCUCUCUGUCCAUCAAAUAGAUUGUGUUUUCUUUACAUAAUGGUUUGGUUCAGUUGGGCCGUGACUGUGCCCCCUUCACGUCGACGCAUCUCCAGGUUGCGUCGAUUCUUCCGCGCUCGUUCCCUCACUGGUCUCGAGGUCCGACGAUGAGUGAUCAGAGAAGAGAAGCUUUCAGAACAGCACUUCAGUUGGUGUGUCAACUUCUGUGGGUGGUGGGGUUGGUGGUGGGCUUGAGUGGAGUCUAUCUACUGAUGGAGUACAGGCAGAGCAGCUGUUUUUUUUCUCACAUCUACAUCACCAUGCCUGCUAUCCUCGCCCUGGCCAGCGCUGCUCUCCUAUUGGCCAGCGGGUGCCUGGGCUCGUGGCUGAGCAUCAGGGAUUCCACCUUUCUGCAGGGACUGUUUGUUUAUCUACUAGUUGUGGUCUUUUGUCUGGAAAGUAUGGCCUCAGCGCUGGCUUAUUUCCACUCUACAAAGCUGUAUUCAGAGAUAGCUUCCCUCAGUGGAGUGUUUCAGAAUUACACAGGCAGCAGCCAGGACUCAAGCUCUCAAGCUGUGGAUACUACACAAAAGCAGUUGCAGUGUUGUGGUGUCCAUAACUACAGGGACUGGCUUCAAACCUCCUGGUUUAACCAAACUGGAGGACGCUAUGUUCCUCACAGCUGCUGCAACUCUACUUUCACCUCCUGCAAAGGCACUUUGGACCAGCCAUGGCAGCUUUACACACAGGGCUGCCAGGUGAAGCUGGAGAUGGCUUUACAGUUUGUGCUGAGUUUUAUCAUCUGGAGCUCCCCAGUGGUUUUUCUGGUGGAGCUUGGUGUGUUUCUGACAGUGGCGCAGCUGAUGAGGGACCAACCACUCAGGGAAUAUCACGUACUGGACAAAAACUGAAGACACUGUGACAGAUGGGACAGCCCUGUACUGGGCACAGAUAUUAUAAUAUAAUAGUAUGUCAUAGUAUAUUGUGUAAAUGGGUGUCAAAUUAUUAUGGUGACUGUUGUUAGAAUGAUUUUUCCUGAUCUGCAGACACUCUUGUGACCUCUCACCUGUGCCACCACUGCUAAUUAAUACAGGUUUACUCCAGUGCACUACAAAACAUGCAACAUACAAGAGGUGAAAUAUAUUAUGCAUGUAAUGCAGUUGUGUUGUGGAUUACUGGAUUGCCUGACAACAAAGAGAUGGUAGUGGUUUAAGGAAAGCUGUUUAUUGCUCUGUAUAUAUACUGCUGCACCAUUCAGUCUAUGUAAUUUUAGGCUCAACAAUGUAGUAUGACACCGUGGAGUGGUAAUAAAAGGACAAGGAAUUCUUAGUGAUGUAUCACAUCUUCAGUUUUUGUGAAUGUGAGUUGUUGCCAACCAUCCUUUUUUUGCCUACACAUGCCUGGCGCGCUUUCAUAUCUUCUAGUAUACCAGUGUUAAACAAAUCAAUGUGAUAUAAUGACU
Xiphias gladius (swordfish) is the source of this 1462-nucleotide messenger RNA. It is a transcript of the gene tspan37, whose product is annotated as tetraspanin 37. Gene Ontology annotation, cellular component: membrane. Bases 168 to 911 code for a protein of 247 amino acids. The record is from RefSeq and is a predicted model, not a curated record. NCBI's taxonomy places the organism in Eukaryota, Metazoa, Chordata, Actinopteri, Istiophoriformes, Xiphiidae. The transcript is spliced from 7 exons.